Molecule: messenger RNA, 3336 nt
Organism: Lathyrus oleraceus (garden pea)
Lineage: Eukaryota; Viridiplantae; Streptophyta; Magnoliopsida; Fabales; Fabaceae
Exons: 6
Coding region: 1-3336 (1111 amino acids)
Biological process (GO): ERAD pathway
Cellular component (GO): nucleus; cytoplasm
Molecular function (GO): molecular adaptor activity
Source: RefSeq, a predicted model, not a curated record
AUGAAGGACCCUGUUGGGAAAGCUUGUUCAUCUUUCGCUUCUCUGAAAAGCGCAAAGUCUAGAAUUGAAGGAGGAAACCCUGAAGGUUGGGGUCAACUUAUUGAUAUUCGUGAGAAGCAUGAUCGCUUUGGUCUGGGAUAUGUGCCUUCCGCUGCGAAAGGAGCCCGAGUCCCUGCAAAGGACAACACUCGAAGCAUCCAGGAAGUAUUCCUUAGCACAGGAUUCAUCCAUGGAGAUCAUGUCAAUGCAAUUGGAGAUGGAACCGAAAAUGAAGAUGAGCCAUGUUUGGUUUACCGGUGUGAGACAGCUUUGAACAACUGGAAGGCGGUUGAGAUCCCUGAAAUUUUCCUUUAUCAAACCAACACCUUCACUGUUUCAACAAUCUGGGCCCAUUUGAAUUUUGAGAAGCCAACCUUCAACUUAUUUAGUACAAAGUAUUUGUCAUCUAAAUAUUUUGUUUCUAAGACAAAUGGCUCAGCUGGAACGCAAAAAGAAUCAAAAACAGAUAAUGUCUCCGAAAGUGGCAGUGAUGUUGAAAUAAUGUCAAAUCCAGAAAGUGCAAACAUUUUAGAGAACAACAAAUCAACGGUGAAUGAAGUUUGGUUUUGUUGGGAAGUAGAAGAGGAAGUAGAAAUUAACAUUGCUGCUAUAAUCCCCGUCUCUAUGCAGAAUUCGCCUCGCAACAGUAGUGGUGGCUUCUCAAAUCAACAUAUAUCCACACACCAAUUCAAAGCUAUUCAACAAUACAGACUCAAUUUAUCACCAUGUAUGCCUCCACUUUCGCCAAGUCCAAGACUGUCUCAAAGGUUAUCUGGUUCCAAAAGUUCUUCUAAUAUUUUAGGGACCGUCUUAACAACUGCUGGUGAUCACGGCAGCGAGCCAACAAAUAUUGAUUCUUCUGCAGAACAAAGAGUAGACUCUGAAAAAGUUAAUGUGGCUGAUGUAUCUGCAUCAAGUGACAAUUUGCAAGAAAGUGAGAAAGUUGUACAAAACGAUGUUUCUGUGGUUUCUGAUAGCCCUACAGUAUUUAAACACCCUACCCAUUUGGUAACUCCAUCUGAGAUAUUCUCUAAAUCUGCUUUGUCUUCUACUAAUUCUAAUACCCCUCAAGGUAUGAAUGUUCAAGAUGUGGCUGCAUAUAGUGAUGCAGAAAAGUUUGAAGUAGAGGUUAAAGUAGUAGGCCAAGACGCACUUUUUCUUGUUCGACCAAAUGAUUCCCUCGCACGCCGAAACAAUGAUUCUGAAGCUAGCACUGUUGUUAACCCUUCUCAAGAUGAAAAUGUUCACACCAAAGUUCCUCAAGGGGCCGAUGAUGAAAAUGCCAUUGAGUUGGAGAGCUCGCCUAAAUUUAUAUCAUCAGUGAAGACAUUUUGUUUGCUCUUGGAACACUCUAUGUCAUUUGAAGGCUCUGUUGAGUUGCAUGUCACUUCUUCCAAAGCAUUGCUUAUAAUUGGAUCGCAUAUGCCAGAGGUGGUAGCAUCACAUUAUGCUCUCAAAGUUUCAUGGCUUAAGCAACUACUACUGAAUCAUGUAGAUUGGGACACUCGGGAAUCCAUUGCAUGUUUACUUGGAAUCGUGUCUUCUGCUCUUCCUCUGCCUGCAACAUCUGAUGUUAUUUCGGAAUUGACUUCAAUUUUCAGCCAAACACAUAAGCCUAGAUUUGAGACUCAGCACGGUGCGCUUUGUGCAAUAGGAUAUAUCACUGCAGAUUAUUUGUCUAGAGCACUUAUGCCAGAAAUUUUUCUCCGGAAAACACUUAGAUGCCUAGUUGAUGUGGUUAAUCCUGAAACUUCUGCUCUUGCUGCUGUUGCAAUGCAAGCAUUAGGUCAUAUUGGACUGCGUAUUUCUUUACCUCCACUUGAGGAUUCUAAUUCAGAUGGAAUUCUCAUACUUCUGUAUGAUAAAUUGAGUAAGUUUCUCUUGAGUGAUGAUGUUAAAGUAAUACAGAAGAUCGUCAUAUCCAUUGGGCAUAUAUGUGUAAAGAAAUUAUCAUCCUCUCAUAUAGAUAUGGCCUUAAAUUUGAUUUUAAGUCUUUGUCGAUCUGAGGCUGAGGAUAUUCUGUUUGCUGCUGGGGAGGCACUUUCUUUUUUGUGGGGUAGUGUUCCUGUUAGUGCUGACACAAUCCUCAGAACUAACUUCACUUCACUAUCGACUGCUUCAAAUUUUCUGAUGGGAGAUUUAAACUCUGCUGAGUCAAAGCAGUUCCCAAAUGGACAAAGUGAACAUAGUGAAGGAUACCAUGCUUCUGCAAGAGAUGCAAUUAUGAAAAAGCUUUUUGAUGAGCUUUUGUAUAGUAGCAGGAAAGAAGAGCGAUGUGCUGGAAUUGUCUGGCUAGUAUCACUUACAAAGUACUGCGGUAGUCAUCCUACUAUUCAGAAAAUGCUUCCAGAAAUUCAGGAGGCUUUCUCUCACCUUCUUGGUGAACAAAAUGAACUCACACAAGAGUUGGCUUCUCAAGGCAUGAGUAUUGUGUAUGACCUUGGUGAUGAAUCUGUGAAACAAAAUUUGGUGAAUGAACUUGUGAAUACGUUGACUGGGUCAGGCAAACGGAAAAGAGCAAUCAAGCUUGUUGAAGAUUCUGAAGUAUUUCAAGAUGGAUCUCUUGGUGAAACUGCUAGUGGAGGGAAACUGAACACUUAUAAGGAGUUAUGUAGCUUUGCAAAUGAGAUGGGACAGCCAGACUUGAUUUAUAAGUUUAUGGAUUUAGCAAAUCAUCAAGCUUCUUUGAAUUCUAAGAGAGCAGCUGCUUUUGGCUUCUCAAAAAUAGCAAAGCAAGCAGGGGAUGCUCUUAAGCCUCAUUUACGAUCUUUGAUUCCAAGGCUUGUACGCUACCAGUAUGAUCCUGAUAAAAAUAUACAGGAUGCAAUGGUACACAUAUGGAAGUCACUAGUGGCUGAUUCGAAGAAAACCAUUGAUGAACACUUAGAUCUCAUUAUUGAUGAUUUACUAGUUCAAUAUGGAUCUCGGCUUUGGCGGUCACGUGAAGCAUCAUGUCCUUCCCUUGAAGAUAUUAUUCAAGGACGAAAGUUUUAUGAGGUUGGAAAGCAUUUAAAAAGAUUAUGGCCGGGAGCAUUUCGUGCCAUGGACAACAUAAACGAAAAUACCGAAACUAUGAAUUCAAAGUUCAGUGAAGUGGCAAUGCAGGAGAUCACUAAGAUAGCAGCUAACUUGAUAAAUAAACCUCUCAGUUCUGUUUUUAAGGACCAUGGUGGUAGUGACAUUGACACUAGUAGCAGCAUUCCAAUCACAGUUCAUGAGGCAAUAGUUUGGAGGAAAAAGAUACACAGUGGACCUGCUGAUGCUUUCUAUUUUCACUGCAGUAAAAUAACUUGGUAA